Molecule: messenger RNA, 831 nt
Organism: Punica granatum (pomegranate)
Lineage: Eukaryota; Viridiplantae; Streptophyta; Magnoliopsida; Myrtales; Lythraceae
Source: RefSeq, a predicted model, not a curated record
CGCUGUCUUUGCUUAUCCUCUGAGAAAUUCUCAGUCCUCUCCUUCACAUUUUGCUGCACUGCGAAGAAGCCCAAUGGCGACGUCGGCCUCGAUGACCGCCGCCCUCAGCCUCGUCGGCUCUUUGAGGGGCCUCUCCCUGUCCUCGUCCUCGAGCUCCUCCUUCCUCAGGGGCGACCUCGCCGUCUCAGCCGCCCCACCUCCGAAGCUCUCCAUCUCCCACCCCUCCAAGUUCCCCUUCACCAUCGAGUCCGCCCACAAGAAGGGGGCCGGCAGCACCAAGAACGGCCGCGACUCCCGCGGUCAGAGGCUCGGCGUCAAGAUCUUCGGCGACCAGGUCGCCAAGCCCGGGGCCAUCAUCGUCCGGCAACGCGGCACCAAGUUCCAUCCUGGAAAGAACGUUGGGCUCGGGAAGGACCACACAAUUUUCUCCCUGAUCGAUGGAUUAGUCAAGUUCGAGAAGUUCGGGCCUGACAGGAAGAAGAUUAGUGUAUACCCACGAGAAGUUCAGCCUGAAAACCCGAACAGCUACAGGGCACGGAAGAGGGAGUACUUCAGGCUACAGCGUGAACGCAAGAAGGCAAAGAAGGAAGGCAUUACUCUGCAGCCCCAGCUAGUACUGGCUUCAGCUGACGAUGCUGCUGCUGACCCUCAGACGACUACUAAUUGCUGAUUGUACUUGUCUUAGUUCAUUCUUUUCUCUGUAUGAUUAGAUGAAUCAUGUAGGCUUCUACCAGUUGCCUUCCUUUGACAGUUAAAAUUAUUGUCGAUAUCUUUGGAAUUGGAAAAUUGCAUCCCUCUAACGUGUAUGAAUCCAUACUUGUUUUUACUAAA